This is a messenger RNA of Cooperia oncophora, 393 nucleotides long. NCBI's taxonomy places the organism in Eukaryota, Metazoa, Nematoda, Chromadorea, Rhabditida, Trichostrongylidae. The record is from the annotation of a GenBank genome assembly.
AUGUUCGAGCACGUUGCCGGUGGAUACGGUCACAAGUUGGUUAAGCUUGGAACCAUACAAAUUCAGGUGGAGCGGACGGUCCUCAUGAGUUACGAGACUAACAUCCUCACGCAGCUAAUGGAGCAUGGUCCGUACAUGUACGACUGGAGGCCGUUCGAACUCGUCUCGCUCCUUUCUCAAGCCGCUGACAUUUUCGAAGGAGAAGCCACCAUGCUGACAUUAAGAACUCCUAUUGCAAUUAUUGGAGACAUAAGAGGACAAUACCAAGAUCUGCAUCGAUGGCUCUACAUUACUGGUUUUCCUCCUCGACAAAAAAUACUGUUUCUUGGCGGUGUGAUCGAUUCUGAGGAGCCAGGAUCACUUGACUGUCUUGCGUUCAUUGCUGCUAUGAAG